Molecule: messenger RNA, 1754 nt
Organism: Dendronephthya gigantea
Lineage: Eukaryota; Metazoa; Cnidaria; Anthozoa; Malacalcyonacea; Nephtheidae
Product: sorbitol dehydrogenase-like
Exons: 9
Coding region: 31-1083 (350 amino acids)
Biological process (GO): D-sorbitol catabolic process
Molecular function (GO): zinc ion binding; L-iditol 2-dehydrogenase (NAD+) activity
Source: RefSeq, a predicted model, not a curated record
UCGUCUUUUUGAGAGAAGGAAGUGGUAGAAAUGGCUGCGGACAAUCUGAGUGCUGUGCUGUACAAACAAGACGAUUUGCGUUUGGAACAACGCGAGAUUGUGAAACCUGGCAAGGGAGAGGUUCAAGUUGCUGUGCACUCAGUUGGAAUAUGUGGUUCUGAUGUGCACUAUCUUCGCCAAGGAAGGAUUGGUGACUUUAUUGUAAAAGCACCAAUGGUUCUUGGCCAUGAAACAAGUGGUACAGUAACUGCUGUUGGAGAAGGUGUCACUUCCCUAAAAAUUGGUGAUCGUGUUGCAGUUGAGCCAGGAUAUCCUUGUAGGAUGUGUGAUUUUUGUAAAGCUGGUCGGUACAAUCUCUGCCCUGAAAUGGCAUUUGCAGCAACACCACCAUGCGAUGGUACUUUGUGUCGUUUCUAUUGUCAUCCGGCUGAUUUCUGUUACAAGUUACCAGAUUCUGUGAGUUUUGAAGAAGGAGCAUUACUGGAGCCAUUGUCUGUUGCUGUCCACGCGUGUCGCAGGGCUGGUAUAACAAUGGGAGAUACUGUUCUGGUUUGUGGAGCAGGUCCUAUUGGAUUGGUGAAUCUUCUCGUCUCAAAGGCCUGUGGGGCAAGUCGUGUUGCUAUAACAGACUUAGAUGAACGACGUCUUGAAAUGGCGAAAAACCUCGGUGCAGAUCUCACAAUUCAAGUGGAGAAAGGAAAGAGUGCUAAAGAGAUUGCCUGUCAUAUUAAACAUCUCUUAAAAGAGGCUCCAAACAAAGUUAUUGAGUGCACUGGAGUCGAAUCUAGUAUUGGUACUGGUGUAUAUGCAGCCAAGUCAGGUGGUGUAGUGGUUAUGGUUGGCUCGGGAAAACCUGAAGUCAAAAUGCCUGUUUUCAAUUUUCGUGCAAGAGAAGUUGAUAUUCGAGGCAUAUUUCGCUAUGCCAACUGCUACCCAACAGCACUCUCUCUUGUUGCUUCCGGAGCGGUGAAUGUCAAACCAUUGGUGACGCAUAGAUUUAAACUGGAGGAAAGUAUAAAAGCUUUUGAAACGACAGAGAAAGGAGAGGGCAUCAAAGUUGUCAUCCAGUGCAGCAAGGAAUGAGUUGAUUUAGGAAUAUUAGCUUGAUUUCAUACUGCGAGGAAAUGAUUUAAAAAGUGAUUCGAAAUGAUCUUCGACAAGAAUUAUAGCAGAACUGAGCAUCGAUUCCAUCAUAAAUUAUUGAUGGUUGAUUUCUGAACCAAUUGUAAUGAAAUAACAAUACCACUUGGAUCAUGGAUCAUACAAUUCUGGACGGAAAAACCAUUUGGUAAUAGUUCUACAAGAUUACUACAAUGACACAACAGUUGAAGACUUUGAAUUCCUCGUUCAUCCUCCACGGCUUUAACCAAUCAGAUUGCGUGUCUCACUCUAGUUAUUUUAAUAUUCGAUAUUCUUUCACAAAUGAAAUGUAACAGACCUAGCGAUUGACUUACCCGAGUGUAACAACGUAAUACACUUAUAUAAAAUACGAAAGACCCUGGGUACGAGGUUGGGAUUUUUACAGCGAGUUUGUGUAACUGAAUGUGACGAAUGUGAGAAAUAAGGGGGGGGGGGGGGAGGAAUGUGUUGUAAGCCUUGACCACGAAUUUUUUCUUAAUGGUUUCGUAACUUGAGAGACUGUGGUUCAAAUCCUAAGAAAACUUUCUUUUAUUAUGCUAUUAUCGCGAUGACGAAUGUGCCGCCAUUUUUGGGGUACUUAUUUUUUAAAUUGCGAUCCCAAGACUCUUAAAAAA